AUGGUUGUGAUGAAGCAAGUUUGUGUUCUCGGAUGUGGUUCAAUGGGCACUGUGUUGUGCAAUUUAGUUGCAGAAAGAUUAUUGAGUUUGCCUGGGUACAAUUCAAAGGUUCUGUGGUAUGUCAGAGAUGAGAAAUAUUGUGACUGUGAUCUCAAGGAGCACAUAAGAACUUACGGAGAAAAUAAAAAGUACCUUCCUGGAGUUAAGAUAUUGGAAAAUGUAGUUAUUUCUGAUGAUGCUGGUGCUGUCGCUGAAGCCGCAGAUGUUGUUCUUUUUGCUUAUGCCACUCGUCACGUCACUGAAAUUUUGGAUGCUGUAAAGUCACAUCUAAAAAAAGAUGUUCUCUUCGUUUCUUUCUCUAAGGGCUUGGUCGUCCGUGAGUCAGCUAGCAGUUUCGUACAACCAGAUAUCGUGUUAGUCAGCGAGGAAAUUCGUCGAGUGACGGGACUCGAAUCUAUAGUUAUUAGUGGUGCUCUGACAGCUCGUGGGCUUGCAGGUGGAGAGUUCUGUGAGGUUACACUUGGUGCUAAAUGUCAGAAGGACUCUGAAGAAAUUAAGCAGAUUCUUCACGUAAGUAAAACUGUUAACUAUUUAAAUUAUCCUCUUCGACGUAGUCUUAAGAAUGUGAAACUCAUUAUUUGUCAGAAGUUAGAAUUGUCUAAAAUUGGUACUAGGCAAAGUGGACUCUGCAUUAUUGAUUUUAUAACCUGUAGUCUCAACGACCUGAAAGAAGUUCUAUACUAG
Molecule: messenger RNA, 744 nt
Organism: Rodentolepis nana
Lineage: Eukaryota; Metazoa; Platyhelminthes; Cestoda; Cyclophyllidea; Hymenolepididae
Source: the annotation of a GenBank genome assembly